UGAAGAGGAAGAAUGCUCAGAAAUUUCUCAACCGAAACUCAGAAGAAAAAAUUAAGGCCAAUAUUAUUGCAGAAAAUGAAGGGGUAAUUGCCAUUUUGGAUAUUAAUCCUGCCAGUGAUGGGCAUACUUUAUUGAUCACCAAAGAGCAUUUUGCUAAUAUUAGUGAAUAUGAGGGAGAUAAAGGAUUUAUUUGGACUGCCAAGCCCGAACUAAAAUAUAACCUAGAACAAGUA
Messenger RNA from Ambispora leptoticha, 233 nucleotides. The record is from the annotation of a GenBank genome assembly. NCBI's taxonomy places the organism in Eukaryota, Fungi, Glomeromycota, Glomeromycetes, Archaeosporales, Ambisporaceae.